Messenger RNA from Cryptotermes secundus, 1542 nucleotides. Its product is annotated as acyl-CoA Delta(11) desaturase. The transcript is spliced from 6 exons. The record is from RefSeq and is a predicted model, not a curated record. Gene Ontology annotation, biological process: unsaturated fatty acid biosynthetic process. Lineage: Eukaryota; Metazoa; Arthropoda; Insecta; Blattodea; Kalotermitidae. Gene Ontology annotation, molecular function: iron ion binding; stearoyl-CoA 9-desaturase activity. Gene Ontology annotation, cellular component: endoplasmic reticulum membrane. Bases 180 to 1169 code for a protein of 329 amino acids.
GAUUGCUCGAUCUGAGAAUAAAAACAUCAGAAGCUUAAUAUCGUCUACAGCAAAAGCGAAGGUAUUCGUACUACAGUGAGUGAAUGGUGUAGAAAGUGCUUUAAUUCCACAGUUACAUUAUAUUUAUACUAUUAAAUCAUCGAACAAAAUUUGAAAAUUUUAGCGACCACGGAGACAAGAUGACGCAAGGAGACCCUCUGGAUAAAGAGCACAGCAUUAAAGGGAAAAAACAAAAAAUUAAAUGGGUUAAUACCAUCAGCAUCACUGCAAUACACCUGUUAGCACUGUACUCCAUAAUCACCGUCACACCUCUGGUGCGCUGGCAAACCUUUCUCUGGGGUGUGUUCCUCGGUGUCGCUGGCGGUUUCGGCGUAACCGGAGGAGUUCACCGCCUGUGGACCCACCGUUCAUACAAAGCCAAAUGGCCACUCAGAGUUAUUCUCGCAGUGUGCUUUUCUGUCUCAGGCCAGAAUACGAUAUUCGCAUGGGUACGCGACCACCGGGUGCACCACAAGUUCAGCGAAACAGACGCUGAUCCACACAACGCGCAGCGAGGUUUCUUCUUCGCCCACGUGGGCUGGCUAAUGCUGACGAAACAUCCAGACGUGCUGCGCUAUGGCAAGAUGAUCAACAUGCGCGACGUCAUGGAGGACCCUGUGGUCAACUUUCAUCAGAAAUAUUUCACGCUCCUCAAGAUAAUCUUCUGUUUCGCCAUACCCAUAGCAGUACCUCCCUUGUUGUGGGACGAAAAGUGGCAGUACUCGGCGCUGGGUAUGGGUGUGGUACGCUACGUUUUAGGACUGAACUUCGCAUGGCUAGUAAACAGCGCAGCCCACAUUUGGGGCAACAAGCCUUAUGACAGGAGAAUCAGUCCUACAGAAAAUCUUUCGGUGGCGGUGCUAGCGUUGGGUGAGGGGUGGCACAAUUACCAUCACGUGUUUCCGUGGGACUACAAAGCAGCCGAAUUAGGGCGAUAUACUUUCAACCUCACCACAGGUCUUAUAGACCUUUUUUCACUUCUUGGCUGGGCGUAUGACCUCAGGGCACCAACAGUCGAAAUGGUCCGUCGCACAGUUGAAGAGAGAGGUGACGGCUCGCACCCGCAGUGGAGGAGCAGGACGGACGAAAUCUCUGAGAAAGCAGAGGAUGGCGAAUCACAAAACUGGUGAUGACCCACGGAGUACUGAUACAUUCAAAAUAAUGAUAACAGCUGAUAUGGAGAACUUAAUAGAUUUCCUUAAAACCUUUCAAUGUUUGUAUGAAACGUUUAAAUGUAAUGCUUCUCUUACGUUUAUCUUAAGUUGGGGGCACAGUCUACGAAAAAGAACUCUACAAUUUCAGGCUUUUUGUAUGAGGUAAUUAAUGUCACUGGUGUACCUGGUAUGGCGAGCACUGUUAUAUCAUGUGACCCGAAGUAUUACAUUGCACAUGAAUAUCUUUGAAGAAAUAACAAAUAUUCAGAUACCAAUGUAAUUCAACUAUGUUAUAGAACAAGAACUUUCAUUACCGUUAUAUCAAAAUAAAAUUGCUAUUCAACCAUGA